UGGAGGGCAAGGAUGUAUUUCUUCAGGAUGCUGGCAUAUUUCUUUUGUUGUAGCCUGCAGAGUAUCAGUUUGAUCAGAUAGAUUUCUUGUUAGGAACCUUGCUACCAUAACAGGGUAUCCCAAACAGGGAAUUCAGUCGACAUGGACUACGAUUUCAAGACAAAACUUGCGUCAGAAAGAGCAAAAGUUGAAGAGUUGUUUGAUUACGAAGGUUGCAAGGUCGGCAGAGGAACAUACGGGCAUGUCUACAAAGCGAAGAAAAAGAACCCCAGGUUAUUGGAUGGUGAUAAAGAAGGCACAAAAGAAUAUGCUCUGAAGCAGAUUGAGGGAACUGGAAUAUCUAUGUCAGCAUGCAGAGAGAUCGCACUUCUCCGCGAACUCAAACACAUCAAUGUGAUCAGUCUCCAGAAAGUCUUCCUGUCACACUCAGAUAGAAAAGUCUGGCUACUGUUUGACUUUGCUGAGCAUGAUCUUUGGCACAUCAUCAAGUUUCACAGAUCAGCCAAAGCAAACAAGAAGACAGUGCCAGUCCCUAAAAAUAUGGUGAAGUCGUUAUUAUUCCAGAUCCUGGCUGGAAUUCAUUAUCUACACAGAAACUGGGUGCUACACAGAGAUCUCAAACCAGCAAACAUUCUUGUAAUGGGUGAAGGCUCUGAGCGAGGUCGAGUCAAAAUCGCGGACAUGGGUUUUGCUAGGUUGUUCAAUUAUCCAUUGAAGCCUUUAGCCGACCUUGACCCUGUGGUUGUGACCUUCUGGUAUCGAGCCCCAGAACUUCUUUUAGGUGCUAGGCAUUACACAAAAGCCAUAGAUAUUUGGGCCAUAGGUUGUAUAUUUGCUGAACUAUUGACAUCCGAACCCAUAUUCCACUGUCGACAGGAGGACAUCAAAACGAGUAAUCCUUAUCAUCACGAUCAGCUCGAUAGAAUAUUCAAUGUCAUGGGAUUCCCCCUCGAGAAAGAUUGGGAAGACAUCAAGAAGAUGCCUGAGCAUACCGCACUUAUGAACGACUUCAAGAAAACAAACUACAUGAACUGUAACCUCAUGAAGUACAUGGACAAACAUAAAGUGAAAUCAGACAGCAGGGCAUUCCAUUUGCUCUCAAAACUUCUAAUCAUGGAUCCCAACAAACGGAUAUCUUCAGAACAAGCCAUGCAAGACCCGUACUUCACCGAGGAUCCCACACCUUAUCCAGAUGUAUUUGAAGGCAUGCCCAUUCCUUACCCCAAGAGAGAAUUCCUUACUGAUGAUGACAAUGAUGACAAGGCCGAUACUGGAGCCAGUAAAGUGAGCACGCACAAGGCGGGCAACCAGGAUCAGUCGUCUAGUCACAAUCAACCUCCUGCAAAGCGGGUGCGGGUCACAACAACACAGGGACAGACAGUGGUCACUAAUGAUUACCAGAAGCAUGUCCAUGGAAUGCAGAGUGGACAACAACAGAACAUGACAUACUCAUCAAGUGGGUCGUCACAGGGGACUACCUCUACGGUAUAUGGUCAGCCACGGUUCUGAGGUCUUCACAGGGGACUACCUCUACAGUAUAUGGUCAGCCACGGUUCUGAGGUCUUCACAGGGGACGACCUCUACGGUAUAUGGUCAGCCACAGUUCUGAGGUCUUCACAGGGGACGACCUCUACGGUAUAUGGUCAGCCACGGUUCUGAGGUCUUCACAGGGGACGACCUCUACAAUAUAUGGUCAGCCACGGUUCUGAGGUCUUCACAGGGGACGACCUCUACGGUAUAUGGUCAGCCACGGUUCUAAGGUCUUCACAGGGGACGACCUCUACGGUAUAUGGUCAGCCACGGUUCUGAGGUCUUCACAGGGGACGACCUCUACGGUAUAUGGUCAGCCACGGUUCUGAGGUCUUCACAGGGGACGACCUCUACGGUAUAUGGUCAGCCACGGUUCUGAGGUCUUCACAGGGGACGACCUCUACGGUAUAUGGUCAGCCACGGUUCUGAGGUCUUCACAGGGGACGACCUCUACGGUAUAUGGUCAGCCACGGUUUUGAGGUCUUCACAGGGGACGACCUCUACAGUAUAUGAUCAGCCACGGUUCUGAGGUCUUCACAGGGGACAACCUCUACGGUAUAUGGUCAGCCACGGUUCUGAGGUCUUCACAUGGGACACAACCAUGAAUGGUCAGGCACAGUGGUCAACAAUAAACAUUUGAUGACUUUGUGUGAUACCUGUUUGAUUACCUCUGUUUCAUGAAGCAGUGUCUUGUUGCUUGGACAUCCUACGCCUGUGAAACUAUACUCCCAUGUACCAUGCACUCCCAUGCACCAGGGAACUGUGCUCCCACGCACUAGGGAACUGUGCUCCCACGCACUAAGGAACUGUGCUCUGUGCACAUGGAAUGUGCUUCUACGCACCAGGAUUAGGAAACUGUGCUCCCACGCACAGGGGAACUGUGCUCAGUGCUUCACCGCACCAGGAAACUGUGCUCCCAUGCACAGGGGAACUGAGCUUUUGCUCAUCUGGGAAUUGAGCCCAAAAGGGUUAAAUACAAGUAGUUUAUAAUUUGCAAGCUCACAGUACGUUGCAUUUUUCCUGGUACAUGUUCUUUUAACAACCAAUUUGUUGAGGUUGCCUGACAUGUCCAACAAAAUUGUUUUUGGUUCACCCCGUCUGAAAUCCUGGAUGUAUAUGUGAAUAACAAUAAAAUCGAUUUCGAUAUUUUCAAA
Messenger RNA from Lineus longissimus, 2684 nucleotides. Its product is annotated as cyclin-dependent kinase 8-like. The record is from RefSeq and is a predicted model, not a curated record. Gene Ontology annotation, biological process: protein phosphorylation. NCBI's taxonomy places the organism in Eukaryota, Metazoa, Nemertea, Pilidiophora, Heteronemertea, Lineidae. Gene Ontology annotation, molecular function: protein serine/threonine kinase activity; ATP binding. Bases 142 to 1509 code for a protein of 455 amino acids. Gene Ontology annotation, cellular component: nucleus. The transcript has 13 exons.